AUGUGUUCAUCUUCCUUUCUAGCGGAACCACCAAUUGUGCCUGUAACAAAAAAUCCAAUUCAGAGCCAGAGACCAUCCAGUUUUAAUGUAACUUUCACCAUUGAUAAUUUGCCAUUUAUGGAGCAGCUACACAAUGAAAAAUCAGAACUAUACAAGUCUGCAUCAAAUAUUAUUACUCAUAAGCUGAAUGAAUUAUAUCGUGGUAGCAAUAUAAAAGCAACAUUUUCAAAAUGUACUAUUGGAUCUUUAAGUGCGACAACCAGUCAGAAGACCAAAGUGUAUGCAAUGUGUUCUUUCAACAAUAAUUCUACUGCAGGGAAAGUCAAUAGAGUUAUUGCAUACCAUCAGUUCAGUUACAACACGAUGAACAUCACUACUUUGGAACCUUAUACUCUAGACCCGAACAGUCUCUAUGUCGAUGAUUAUCAUGAAUCAACACCUACAACCACACAAGCACCAAAUCAGAACCAAGAGUCUGGAUUUAAUGUGACCUUCACAAUUAUAAAUUUGCCAUACAUGGAAGAAUUGCAUGUCAAUACAUCACGCUUGUACAAAUCAGCAUCAACUAUCAUUACUUAUAAGCUCAAUUCCACUUUUAAAAACAGUGAUAUAAAAACUGCAUUUACAGACUGCAAAGUAAUUUCCCUCAGUGGGACAAGCAAGAAGAUGACCAAAGUGUAUGCAAUCUGUAGCUUCAACAAUAAUUCUGCUGCGGAGUCGGUUGAUAGAGUUACUGUAUACCAUCAGUUCAAUUACAACACAAAGAACAUCACUACAUUGAAACCUUAUUUUCUGGACAAGAACAGUCUCUACGUGAAUGAUUACCAUGAAUCUACACCUCCAAAUGAUUAUCAUGAAUCAACACCCUCAACCACGCAAAUGCCAACUCAGAAAUCAUUGCCACGUGGGUUUAAUGUGACCUUCACUGUCACCAGUUUGCCAUUUGUGGAAUCGUUUAAUGACAAAUCAUCACAGCUGUACCAAUCAGCAUCAGCUGUUCUUGUUAAUGAGCUCAACUUAAUGUACAACAGGAGUGAUAUAAGUGCUGAAUUUACAAACUGUAAAGUUAUCUCUUUGAGUGCGACAAUCAGUGAGCUGACCAAAGCUUACGCAAUUUGUUAUUUCAAUAAGAAGUCUGCUGCAGAACAAAUUGAUCGAGUUACUGUGUACCACCAGUUCAAUUACAGCACAGAAAAUAUCACUAAGCUGGGAAUUUAUUCAUUGGACAGAACCAGUCUCUAUGUAAAUGGCUAUCACGAAGCAAUACCUCCAACCAUGGAUACAUCAAAUCAGGACCAAUCUUCACCUGAAUUUAAUGUGACUUUCAUUAUAACCAAUUUGCCAUUCACGGAAGCACUACAUAACCACUUAUCACCAUUGUAUCAAUCAGCAUCUUCGAUUAUUACUUAUGAGCUCAACCUAAUGUACAGCAAGAGUAAUAUAAGUACUGAGUUUACAGACUGUAAAGUAAUCUCCUUAAGUGCCACAAACAAUCAGGAGACCAGAGUGUUUGCAAAUUGUUCCUUCAAUAAUAUAUCUGCUGGACAUGUCGAUAGAGUUACUGCAUAUCAUCAGUUUAAUUCCAACACAAAGAACAUCACUGAAUUGGGACCUUAUUCUUUGGAGAAAAACAGUCUCUAUGUAAAUGACUACCAGGAAACAACUGGUUCAAAUGCAGCAAAACUGAACCAAUCUCCAUCAGAAUUUAAUGUGACCUUCACUAUAACCAGUUUGCCAUUCGUGGAAUCUUUGCAUGACCACACAUCAUCACUGUACCAAUCAGCGUCAACUAUUAUUACUCAUGAGCUAAACACCUUAUACAAUGAAAGUGAAAUUAGCUCUGAGUUUAUUGACUGCAAAGUAAUCUCCUUAAGUGCCACAAGCAGUCAAUUUACCAAAGUGUAUGCAAUCUGUUCCUUUGCCAAUGAUUCUGCUGCAGAACAAAUUGAUAGAGUUAUUGCAUACCAGCAGUUCAAUUACAGCACAAUAAACAUCACUACUCUGGGACCUUAUUAUCUGGACAGUAACAGUCUCUUUGUAAAUGGCUAUCACGAGCCCACCACUCAAAUCAAUGAACCACCAGUCAUGCCUGUGACACAAAAUCCAAUUGAGGGCCAGAAACCUUUGUGCUUCAAUGUGUCUUUUGGCAUCACAAACUUACCACUCAAUCCAGCCCUAUUUGAUACCACUUCACCAUUGUAUCUGUCUGCAUCAAGUACUAUGAUUCAUCAGCUCAAUAACUUAUAUCGCAACAGCAAUAUAAAUGCAGCAUUUUUAGAAUGUACAAUCACCUCUUUAAGUGCUACAAAUGAGAUUUACGUGAAAGUACAAGCAGCUUGUGCUUUCAGAAAUGGUCCUCAGAAAGUUGAUGAAGUUAUUGUGAAGCAGGCAUUCCAAGAAAGAACAAACAAUACCUCAACUCUAACAACGUACACACUUGAAAGCAACAGUCUCCUGAUAACUGGUUGUGAGCAACUGAAAACUACUGUGGAACCUGCUACACCUGUAGAACGAGAGCUGCCAGUAAUGUCAGAAAAACAGGGAGAUCUCACCUUUGAAGUUAACUUCACAGUAAUAAACUAUAACUUUACAGAUGGACUCCAAAUUCCAAGUUCUGCUGAAUACAGACACAUGACAACAAAUCUUAUGCGAAACCUCUCAAAUUUAUUUGAAAACAGCAUGUUAAAGGACAGUUAUAAAUUUUGCCACAUUACUAGUUUAAGUCCAGGAUCAAUCAAAGUUUCCACUUCUUGCUACUUUGAUCCUUCAAAAUCAAACAGACCAAUCCUUGCAAAAGAACUGAGAUCAGAAUUUGAUGUUGGAACAAAUGGAUCAAGAUGGCUUGGCAGAUCAUUUCAACUUAGAAGUGAUAGUGUAUCUGUGGACCCCAUGGCUCCUGUCUUCUCUGAUCGAUUUGAAUUACCGUAUUGGGCCAUCAUAGUUAUAGUAUUUGCCAUUCUGCUUGCUCUGUUCCUCAUUACGAUUUUAGCUCUCUUGAUUGCCUUAUGUGUAAGGAACAGAUUUACUGGUUUCUACAACAUGUUACAAGAUCCUUUUGGAAUAUACUAUACACAUCUGGAAGGAAAAUAGUAGUUCUGCAGCAAUUCAACAUUACAAUGAUGACUAACAAGAAAUGAAUGGAAUAAUCUUUGUGGCUUACAGAGAAAAAAAAAUGAAUGUACUGCCAACCCAUCAUCUUGACUUUUGAGGACUGCUCACCAUUUCCUCAAAGAUUUUUAUUAUUCCUUGAUUGUAUUCUUGGUAAUCUAUCUGCUUGGUUUACUUGGAUAUGCAUGCAAUUUUUCUGUGAAGAGUAUUUCAGAAACAGACCUUAAAAAUCAGACAUUUCUCAGAGCAAAACAUAACUUUCAAUCUGUCUCCAAAGUUUCAAACAUAAAUGAUAUACCACUACAUCCUGAAAAUUAGCUUAGGAAUUCCAGUAUCUUCAGGCUUUGAAUUUACUCCGAUAUAUAUGGGACAAAUAUUAGCUACACAAGGAACAAUUAUACUUGGAAAACUAUUUAAAAUUAGCUUUAAAUUUCCACUUCAGUGGCUUCAUAGAUGUACUAAGAGCCACUACCCAUCCAAAAGUUAUCUUCUCCAUUUUUAUUUCUAUCCAUCACACAAUUCUUUUUUCUUUCAAAAUAUAUUUUAUACAUAAACAAUGUCUAAAUAGAAACAGAUAUAUAGUCAAAAAUACAGUUCAGUACUGUAUAGUGGCAUAUCAAAGAAAAGAACAAACAUGGGAGUUUGGCUCCAUCCAAACAAACUACAGCCAUCUCUUACUUGAACCUGACUAUGUUUACAUGCAUUUGAGGCACCAGGAGGGUCCAGUAACUGAAUAAACCCCUAUCUAACUUCAGCAAAACCUAUGACACAAUUCUCUCCAGCUUCUGACAACCUGCUUGUGAGCUGCCUCAAGUUUAGAGACAAAGGAAUCAUUAUACCUCACCUGGAUAACUUCCCAUUUUGGACAUGCUAGCUUUCUUUGCUAAUACUAAGGAGAUAGAGAGAGAGAGAGAGUGGGAGAGAGAAAGAUCAAAGAAUGCAAAUAUAUUAAGCUCUUUGAACAUUAGCUAUGAACACUGAAUGUCAUUAACACUUAUUGUACUUCUUAAAAUCUGUCCAGGCAUUUUCUUCUUACAAAUCAUUACUCUGUACUUUAACAUUGAAAACUGUUUGUGAUUUUGCUGUUAUCUAUUUAUAUGCAAUUAUCAGGGUGGUUAUUCAUACUGUCACUGCCAAUGACAGAAUUCAAAAGAAAUGUACCUCGGGAAACUGUGAGCACAAAGACCACACUGGCAGUGAUAGAUUAUGGCAUUAACUAUUAUAGAUGUAAAUUAAAUAUAAUAAGUUUUGAUAGUCUAGGAAUAAAAAGUAAAUUUUACAUAACUACUAUAUAUUUACAUAAACAUUAUUUUUAUAACAAUUAACUUAAGAUUCUGCCAUUAAUCAUUGUGAAUUA
Molecule: messenger RNA, 4465 nt
Organism: Chiloscyllium plagiosum (whitespotted bambooshark)
Lineage: Eukaryota; Metazoa; Chordata; Chondrichthyes; Orectolobiformes; Hemiscylliidae
Source: RefSeq, a predicted model, not a curated record